AUGGGAAAGCAAAAGAUUGUGACUGUUGGGCCAGCAUCAAUAGGCAAAACAUCACUUAUUAAUGCUCUCUGUGAUCGUGAGUUCAAUGAAGAUCAAAUGCCAACAAUCGCUCAAGAAUUUAUUUCACAAGAAGUUAUGUUUGAAGGGCACACUUUUACAAACGAAUACUGGGAUACUGCAGGGCAAGAAAGAUUCUCUCAUUUAAACGGAUAUUACAUUCAUGGAGCAAAUAUUGUAUUAGCUUUAUGUUAUGCGAAUGACCUUUCCAGUUUAGAAAGUAGUCUAAGUGUUGUGAAUAAUACAAUAGGAAGCAAUGAAUAUGAACUAAUAAUUGUUUUUUCAAAAUGGGAUAUUGAAUCUGUCGAUGAUGUUACACUUAGAAAAGCAAUUAAUGAUGUAAAAAUUUAUAAUCCAAGAGAUGUAAUUCCUACUUCUUCCAAGAUUCACUAUAAUAUCGAAGAAUUAAAAACAAUAAUCAGCUCUUGUUAUCAUGAAUCAACAGUCUCAGAACAUCCGGUUUUAAAAACUCAAUCUAGUUGUUGUUAA
This is a messenger RNA of Trichomonas vaginalis G3, 546 nucleotides long. RefSeq names its product small Rab GTPase RabX6. Gene Ontology annotation, molecular function: GTP binding; GTPase activity. Gene Ontology annotation, cellular component: late endosome; phagocytic vesicle; lysosome. The transcript has a single exon. Lineage: Eukaryota; Parabasalia; Trichomonadida; Trichomonadidae. Gene Ontology annotation, biological process: phagosome-lysosome fusion. Bases 1 to 546 code for a protein of 181 amino acids. The record is from RefSeq and is a predicted model, not a curated record.